Molecule: messenger RNA, 1890 nt
Organism: Mytilinidion resinicola
Lineage: Eukaryota; Fungi; Ascomycota; Dothideomycetes; Mytilinidiales; Mytilinidiaceae
Exons: 1
Coding region: 77-1855 (592 amino acids)
Source: RefSeq, a predicted model, not a curated record
AUUUCUGGCUGAAAAGGACAGGAUCGCUGAGAUUCGCAAACAACGAGACCCGAAGUUGAGGGAAGACAUCGCUUGGAUGAAGGCGCAGACGGUGGAGAACGAUCGCCUGAGGAAGCUCGAGGCUGAGCAGCGUAUGGGGAACGAUGAUGGUAAGGAUGGUAAAGCGAGCACAGCACGCCCAGUCCUACUUCCACGCCAGGAUAGGUUUGUUGGCACUUUCGCCCUAGCUUCAAGCAUGCUUGGCACACCUCCUCGCCGGCUCAGACUUGUUAACAGGGAGUCUAACUCAUCUCGAUCCGAAGACAUGGACUGGGUCCCAUUUCGACCGACCACAUCACCUAUCGUAAUAGUUUCUAAGUCCAGAGCGGCUUCCAGCAACCCAGCCCAAUCUCGCCAGGCUGCCCAGGCCUCCGAUACGGAUCACGAUAUGGCGGAUGCUGCAUCAUCUCCGGCGAAUGCUGGAGCUGUGGCUGCUGCAUCUUCAAUAAUUCGGCCGGCUAUCAACGAUUCGGCGCCAUCUCCCCAGGCGGUACAAGCCCCCGACAUGGAUCUUGAUAUGGCGGACGCUGCAACAUCUCCGCCGAGCGAUGAAGACACCAUUUCUGUGUCUUCCGCAACCUUUCUAGCAACCUCUCUCGAACCUGCUGUGGUUGUCCCAGCUCAGCCAAAGGAGAGGUCACCUGAUGCUAGUGCGAGCACGAUCGAUAUCGGGCAGAGGCUUCAAGCUUUGGAAGAACGAUUCAAUAUGUCCUCUACGAGUCUAGAUGCCCGACUCCACGUCGUCGAGAGCCACCACGGCCUGGCCUCGAAGUUCAUGGCGGCCGUUGAGGAGGACCUCGAAGAUGCCGCGAAGGGAUCUGAGAGGUUUCAAGCCUACCGCUACCAGUGUGAGAUCGAUGGUUUGAAGAAGAAGGAGAUGAAUUUGCAGAAGGGGAAGACUAACAUUGAGGAGGAGCUGGUCGCGGUGAAGGCACAGCUUGAAUUGACGAACUUCGACUUCGCUCAAUUCGAGGAUAUAAAGAACCACGAGGUUGCGGUGUUGCAGGAGAAGCAAGGGAAAUUGGAAACGGAGCUCGCUAUUGCGAAAGAGGAGAUUGAGAGCAUGAAGCGCGAGCGGGAAACUGCGGCCCAGAGCAGCAAGAAGAAAAUCCAGUCCCAAUUGGAUACGUAUCGGGCUCUUGAGAAGCGACUGGACAAAGAGCGGGGAACCCACAAGUCGGAGUUGCAGACCAAAGACAACAUGCUUGCUGCUUUGAAAGAGAGCGAAGGGAAGCUGAAGGGCGAGAUCGAUGAAAUUAAGAUGGCACAUGAAGAUCAUAUCCAACAGUUGCAAGCCAGCAAAGACUUUGAGCUCAAGGAGGCAGCGAAGCGAGAAGAGGAAGCUAUCGCGAGGGAUAGAAGGAUCGGGGAGGCCGAAGUGGAGCAGCUUAAAGAGAUGGCGAGGCGGAAUCGACGCGAGUGGCUCGGAACGAAGAAGGACUUUGAGAAUCAGGCGCAGGAGUUGGAGCAAUCUGGCAAGAACAAGGACGACGAGAUCGCACGACUGACUUCCGAGCUCCGAAAUGUCCAGCAGAGGCUCGAUAUGACCAGCAACGCUGUUCCUACGGAUAGCAUCCCUGAGCUCGAGAGACCCCGAAAACGUGUACGUUGGGAAAUGAAUGAUGAGGAGCUGGAUGAGGUGGUCGCUGGACAAGCGGGUCAAGAAGAAGACAAAUGCGUCAAAUGCCACGGGACUCCCGUUGAACCGUAUUUGACAUCCUACUCUCAUUUGUAUUGCUUGUCCUGCCUAGAAGAAAGAGAAUGCCUUUCUUGUGGCGGACAAAUCAGCUAUUCGGUCCCACGCGCAAUGACUUAACCUUAACCGCAGGAAAGUCUCACUAUAGGCUGCGC